Messenger RNA from Penicillium maclennaniae, 1509 nucleotides. Its product is annotated as cytochrome P450. Gene Ontology annotation, molecular function: iron ion binding; heme binding; monooxygenase activity. NCBI's taxonomy places the organism in Eukaryota, Fungi, Ascomycota, Eurotiomycetes, Eurotiales, Aspergillaceae. The record is from RefSeq and is a predicted model, not a curated record. Bases 1 to 1509 code for a protein of 502 amino acids. The transcript is spliced from 4 exons.
AUGUACAGCCACAACGGCACAGACACGGCCGUCAAGCCCGGCAAGAUGGCCCACCAGCAACUCGUCCUCGCUGUCACAACACUUGUCAUAGCCCUCUUCGGAACAUGGCUAUUCCGCAGAGUGCAAUUCCCCCCCCUUCAACAAGGACCAUGGGCCAAGAAGCUGGCCGAAAAGUACGGCGAGAUGUUCACCUGCAAGUUUGGCGGCACCACAUGGGUCUUCCUCAACUCCUCACGGGUCGUCACGGACCUUCUCGAGCGCCGCGCGGCCAUCUACAACUCCCGACCGCCCUUCCCCAUGACGCAGGGUAUUAUCUCCGGCGACUCGCGCAUCGUGCUCAUGCCGUACAACGAGCAGUGGCGCAUGACGCGCAGGAUCAUGCACCAGAUCUUAAGUGCUAGGGCGCUGGACGUCUUCCUUCCGUUUCAGGAGCUCGAGAGCAGGAACUUGUGCUGGGAUUACCUCGAGAAGCCAGAUAGGUGGUGGUCGGCUAACGCGCGGUACUCGAACUCGGUUAUUAUGAGUGUUGUAUUCGGGCGGCGGUCCAUGCUGGAUGACCCUGACGUAGUGGAGCUACUGGAGACUAUGGAGUUGUUCUUGGAGAACCAGCAGCCUGGAGUGAAUAUUGUCGAUGCGUUCCUUUUCUUGGACAAGCUGCCCAAGUUCUUGCAGUGGUGGCGUCCACGGGGAAACAGAAUCUUUGAGCAGACAAGAGACGUAUACCGCCGCGAAGUGAAGCGGUUGGAAGAGAGAAUCGAGAACGGCACCCAGCGCCGAUGUUUCGCUACUGACUUCCUGGAGACGCCGGAGGCCAAGAGCAUGACCGAGGUCCAGAGGCUGUUCCUGUUCGGCACGCUCAUGGAGGCCGGAAGCGACACCACGAGAGUGACGCUUGGUCAGAUCAUUGCGGGUGCCGUGACUUCCCCGGACUGGGUAGCUCGUGCUCGGGAGCAUCUAGACGCAGUAUGUGGACAGAAUGCCGAGAGGCUGCCAGAGUUUUCGGAUCGGCCUAGGCUGCAUUACAUCUCUGCCGUGGUAAAAGAAGGCUUCCGGUGGCGGCCCAACAUUGCCGAGAUUGGCGCCCCGACCAUGUUGAUCAAGGAUGACGAGUACGAGGGGUAUCGCUUCCCUGCUGGGACCGUGUUCACGUGGAAUGCGUGGGCGAUUGCGCUCGAUCCUAAGGAGUACCCGGAGCCAGAACGUUUUUGGCCAGAGAGGUUCCUCAACGGUGAUGAGGAGAAUGCUCUCAAGGGCCACUGGGCAUUUGGACCGGGUCGCCGGGUGUGCGUUGGAUGGAAGGUGGGAGAGAUGAAUGUGUGGAUCGCAAUAGCCCGCCUUCUCUACUGCUUCGAUUUCGAGGCAGUUCCUGGGGAGCCCAUCGACACGAUGAGCAUUCCUCAGCUUACGAAGAAUUCGGCGCCGUUCCAUGUAAAGGUAGUUCCCAGAAGCGCAGCUCAUGCUGAGUUGAUACGGAGGGACUGUGCGGAGGCUGUUAAGACGCAAUACUAA